GUCCUUCUCUGCAUUAUCUCAUGAUCCUGUCAAGAGUCGCAGUAGCUCUCUUGCUAUCAAGCUUCUGUUCAGCGGCAGUCCACCAUCUUUUUGUUGGAACCUUCUCCACCCAUGCGAUUUAUGCACUGGAGUUCGACGACGAGACUUACUCGCUGACUCUUGCUGCGAACAUUACAACACCCAGUGAACAUCCGUGGAUAAAUCUGAGCCAUGACCGGAAAAGCCUUUACACGGCAAGCGACAGCGCAUACGGAUACUUCAAUGUGGUGAACAGUACCAGCGUCACGUAUAAUGCAUCCGUCCCUCUUGAGAGCAACUGCUCAUCCACUCGAGCUAUAUUUAUCACCUCUUCCAAGGUCGAGCCCUACACCGUAUACGGAAUACCCUUCGGAGACUGUGGAACCGUUAUACCGGCCGACUUCUCAUCCAUUACCCAAAACUACACCUUCACAUCGGGUUCCUCUGGCGUCCACGGUCUUGCUCUUCUUCCCAAUAGCACGUAUCUCUAUGCUGCAGAUGACAGCGACGACAAGAUCUGGACAUUCGGCGUCGACAUCGCCACCGGAGAACUGACCGAUAUUGGAGUGUUAGACGCGCCUGCGGAAGGAAACAAUCCCAGGCAUCUAACAGUCCAUCCGAAUGGCGAAUACUUGUUUGUCAUCUUAGAGGAAGCGAACGAGGUUGCGCAGUACAGCAUCGACGGGCAAACCCAUCAGCCCGUUUACUUCAAUGUCUCGUACUCUCUUCUCCCACCAGAUUCCGAUUCGACCACGCACUGGGCUGACGAAGUCCAGGUGUCCGCCAACGCGACUUACCUCUGGGCGACAACCCGGUCCCGUGAAACCAACGAAACGGGGUACCUUUCCGUGUUCAGCCUAAACGGAAACGGCUCCAUCGCAAACCAGCUCUUCAUCACCCCCACCACAACCUCAGGGGGCACCUCCAACGCCGUAAGCCCCGCAUCGUUUGCGGAUGAGUUUGCCGCCAUCACGGACACAUCCGUCGGGUUUGUCGAGAUUUGGCAGCUGCUGGACGACGCAUCAAACGCCACUGCCGUGGCUCACAUCGACCUCGUCGACGGAGGGUGCUGCGCAAAUGCCGUUUGGUAUGACUGAGAGGUUAUAAUAAUUUGAUGUUACACAGACUUUGCGGUGGGCUGCCACCACAAUUGGAUGCGCU
Molecule: messenger RNA, 1179 nt
Organism: Guyanagaster necrorhizus
Lineage: Eukaryota; Fungi; Basidiomycota; Agaricomycetes; Agaricales; Physalacriaceae
Product: putative carboxy-cis,cis-muconate cyclase
Exons: 6
Coding region: 21-1115 (364 amino acids)
Molecular function (GO): 6-phosphogluconolactonase activity; protein binding
Source: RefSeq, a predicted model, not a curated record